CCGGCGGGCACUGGCCCUGGCUCCCGCAGCUAAUGGUUUAUUGGAAGGGCGGGGAUGGCCGCGCCUCCUGGCCGGCCAAGAGUAAAAUUCCCGCGGGCUCUGUCGGGUGGACCGAACGGCGCCCUCAGUCCUUUGCUCCACCAGCGUUCCUCCUCAGCUGAGCUGCAGUGGGCGCUGUGCCAGUUAUUUCCGCCAAGAGGAAGUGCUGGGUCCGUAAUUCGGGUACUAGCUUUCCCAGACCCUUAUUUUUUUUCUGGGUGCAGAGUCUUUCCGUGGUCUGGGGGGUUUUUGUCGUCCGGCUUACGUCAUCGAGAAUCUCUGAGGGUCCAGUUUCUUAGCUACACUGUCACUCCCUCCUGGAGGUGGAGUGACGCGCGCGAGUGAGCGGGCAGGCUGCAUUGGGUGCCUGCGUCCCGCCAAAGAGCCAGGUUUGUAAUCGUGAAAAUAACACUGGUGUUAACUCCCGAGAGGAUCUUUUCCUCCGUCUGCCAUCCAUCCGUGCUGGAUUUAGCAAGCUACCGACAGUGUUGCAGAUUUUAAUGAGUGAUGUAGUUAUCCUGGAUGCCAAGCUGGCAAAAUCCACUCUGCGAAAUUGUGUUGUACUGGACUGUGAUUCUAAGGGGGGGGAAUUAGCUUUCCUCUUCUUAUGUGUUUCUUAUUUUCUCAUUUCGUAUUUCUGUCGUGUUGUGCUGUCGUCUUUUCCAGCCAAUGGAAGGACUAUUGAUAAAUUCAUUCACAGCCCUGUGAUAACAACUUAAUCCAUCAUACACUGUAGCCAUCAAAUCUUGUAUUAUGCUGACUUUUUUUGGUGCCCCUAGUAAUUUCAUCAGAUUGUGAGCUCCUUGGGAGCAGAACUUGUUUUUUUCGCCUACUGAUGCCACUGCUAUAGCAUGUGCUGGCAUUUUUGGUAGAUACUCAAUAAUUGUUUCUUUGGUUUAUUGUUUCCUCUCAACUGCCAUCGAAAAGAAAACAUCAUGGAGAGGUUAUGUUUUACAAAUAAGAAUGAAUUCAUUCUGGUGGAAUUUCAAAUAAAUGGCCUGGGGUUUCAUACAUCUAAAGUCUUAAUGUAAGCUACCGCCUACAUUGUUCUUACAGCAAGUAGGUGAUUUCUAUACCAAAUCUUGUCUUUUCCUAAACUCUAGAAGAAAGAUAUUUCUUCUGAUGAGAAAUGGUAUCAUCACAGUACCUUCUUUUAGUUGUAGAGUUCCUAUGAAAAACAAUACACAAGCGAUAUGGAUAAUUACCUUUAUAUUCUCUGACGGUCAGCAUAGCUAUGUACAUGCCUCUUACAUAAUAAUAAUUAUGAAGCACAAAGAUGUGAUAGUAUUUAUCUUCUCAUUCACUUAUUUAAUGCUUUGUUUGGAGUCUCUGUUUUUCUCUUUGCUUAAAGGUAAGGUACCAUUACAGAAGCUUGAUAAACUUCUCAUUUCAAGAAAUUGAGCCUGUACAGAAAUUACAGCCAUUUGCAUAGAUUCUUCUUUGAGUGAAUUCUAAAGACUAAGAUGUGCUUCCCUUCAUCCUGGCUUUUCCUUCUCAUUUUUCUUCCCAGGUUCACUCACCUUUUCCCUUUCUCAUCAUUCUUCUCUCCCCAGCUAAUAUAGUAAAGACACCCACAGUAUCAAAAGGAGCAAACCAUGAUCAAAUUCUCCUUUUCAAUAACAUUUUUUUUAUCUUAUUGAAAUAAGUGCUGGUAAUUUGGCAGUUGGCCAAAUGAAACUAUUAUUUUAUUUAAAUGUGCCUCAAGCAAAUUCUGCAAUUUUCCAAAAUAAAUAUUUUUCUCAUCAGAGACUGCCUUUCUUUGAAAUUUUUACUUUUAGACUCACUGGGGAUUCCCUUAAAUUUUGUGGCAAGUGUCAUCAAUAAGAUGAUAGAGGGAAGUUUGCAAAUUUUCAGCUCUUUUGUACAUUCUCUUCUUACCUAGUAGAUAAAUAAUUUCCAGAAGUUUCUGUCCUAAUUCAUGUGCACUAAAAUUCAGUUAGAUAAUGAAAAAGCAUGUAUGUAAACUCGAAACCAUUCUGAUAUUUAUUAUCUGAAACUAAAAUGUAGCAAGAAUGAGAGAUAAAGUAAUAAGGCUUAAUUUUUUUACUACCUGUAUAAAUAUGAUAUUGGCAGCAGUCAUUGUGUAGCACUGGACGGGGAAUCAGGAGACCUGGUUUCUAAUCCCUGCUUUGUCACUAACAAGCUGUGUGAUAUUCGAAGCUUAAGUGAAAAUGGUACAUGUUAGAAGACAUGAAACAAGGAAAAAUUCUAAAACUCAAGUGCCUGAGCAAAAAUCUCGAGUUGAUUGGCGGCGGACUAAAAGAAGUAGUAUCUCACAAUUAUUUGAUAGUGAUGAAGAGUUUGAUAGUGAUGAGGAACUUGAUAGUGAUGAAGAGCUUAAUAGUGAUGAAGAGCUUGAUAGUGAUGAAAGUGUUGAUAAUGAUGAAGAGCUUGAUAGUAACAAGGGGCUGGAUAUUAAUAACACACCAGAAAACGAAAGAGCACUUAAGUUAAUCAAAACUGAAAGUGAAGGAAGCAGCAGUAAGGAUCUCAUUAACUCUGGCAACAGUUCAACAUACAAAGAAGACGUGAACAAAACCUAUCAUAGGAGUACUGUCUUAUCAGAUCAUGAAAAUCUCCUGAGUCGGGAGGAGGAGGAUCUCAAGAAACAUACUGGACAAAUCAUAGAGGAGGAUUUAGAAGAAGAACACAUCAAGCGAGGGAAAAGGAAAAGGAUAUCCUCUGUGAUGUAUGACAGUGAUGACAGUGAUGACAGUGAUGACAGUGAUGUCCUAGUUAGAAAAGUAGGUGUUAAACGUCCACGAAGAGUGGUUGAAGAUGAAUGUUCUUCAGUGGAAAUGGAGCUAAAAAACCCUGAGAAAUCAUUGGCUGCUCGAAAGCGAGAACAACUCCAGAAGCUGAAAGAACUCUCAAAACAAAGAUCUCGCCAGAGACGCAAUAGUGGUAGAGAUUUUGAGGACUCUGAAAAGGAAUCCUGCCCAAGCAGUGAUGAAGAGGAGGAGGAGGAUUAUGAAUAUGAAGAUGGAGAUAAUUAUAUUAUUGAUGACUUUGUAGUACAAGAUGAGGAGGGUGAUGAAGAGAGUAAAAGUCAACAAGGAGAAAAACUGACUACCUCACAACUGAAAUUAGUAAAACAGAAUUCUCUUUAUUCCUUUAGUGACCACUAUACUCACUUUGAAAGAGUUGUGAAGGCUCUUCUGAUCAAUGCUUUAGAUGAAUCUUUUCUGGGAACAUUAUAUGAUGGCACCAGGCAAAAAUCAUAUGCACAAGAUAUGUUGACAUCUCUUCAUUAUUUGGAUAAUCGCUUUGUUCAGCCCCGUCUAGAGAGUUUAGCUUCUAGAAGUCGUUGGAAAGAGCAAUAUAAGGAGCGGGUGGAAAAUUAUUCUAAUGUGAGUAUCCAUUGGAAGAAUCCUGAAAACUGUUCCUGUCAGGCUUGUGGAUUGCAUCGCCACUGCAGAUAUUCAGUGCAUUUAUCAGGAAAGUUGUAUAACACCAGGACUAUGGAAACAGAUGAUUUCAUGUCACAUGAUAAACAGGUGUUUACUGUUGGCAGAAUAUGUGCUGAUCGUACCAGAAUUUAUCAUAAACUGAAACAUUUUAAGUUCAAACUAUACCAGGAAUGUUGCUCAAUUGCAAAGACAGAAGAAGUUGAGGAUGAACAGGUUAAAGAAACAGUGGAAAGAAUUUUCAGUCAGUCAAAAGAAAAUGGCUGGAUUAAAGAGAAAUAUGGUCAACUUGAAGAAUAUCUCAAUUUUGCGGAUUACUUUCAAGAUGAGAAGUUUGACUGAAUUGUAAUACAUUUCCUUCAGAGAAGAUUUUAUAAAUUCUUGUAAAUGUGAAGAUCAUGAACCUUGUUUUCCGUAUUAUGUGGCAUAUUUAUAUGUUUUAUGUGUAUCUUCCAGCAAAAUAUCUUGUUUAAAACAUGUUCAUCUAAUUUCCCAUGGAAUGGCACUCUACAUCUAAUAAAACUUUCAUCUGCUAUACAUGGAAAACAAGCUUAAUAAUUAUUAAGCCCAUAAAUGUAUUUUAAGGUUAUCUAACAAUGCCUUUAUUGCAGAUGACUAUCGAGUGAAUUAGCUAAUCAUGUUCUGUCAGUUUAGUAGAAAUAUAUUGUAUUUAAAAAUAUUUAGCCUAACAUCUAUAUAUAUUUAUUGCUGAAUCUCUGUUAAGGUCUAUUUGUUAUCCUUUCACAGUAUUAAAUGACUUUCUUCACUAAUAUAUUUUUUACUAUCAUCUAAAUCAGUGGGCCAUAGAAGAAACCUUAUUGUAUUAUUCUGUUCAGUUCAGUCCCCUUGCCUCAUAAUCAGACUGUAGCUAUUCUAUUCCAACUAGGAGAGUGCUUUAUGCUUCUUCUAAAGUUUUCCUUACAAAUGAAUUUCAGGCCUCUGAGAGUCUUUCAAACCUCGCAUUCAGGAAAAAUUCAUGAUCUGUAUUUUCAUACUUUAUGAAGUUAUUUCUUUUUUCUAUUCAAUAUUGUCUAAAUGUGUUUUAGUCAGUUUUUUCACUGUUGUUGUGACUAAAAGGGUCUGACCAGCACAAUUAUAGGGGAGGAACAGUUUAUUUGAGGACUCACAGUUUCAUAGGUCUUAGACCAUAGAAGGCUGGCUCUGUUCCUCAGGACUCCAGGUGAGACUGAACAAUAUGGGGGAAGAGUGUAGCAGAGGGAAACAGCUCACAUUGUGAUCAGGAAACAGAGUGAGAGUUUCUACUCUUCAGAUACAAAGUAUAUACCCCAAAACCAUCCCUCAAUUCUAAUCUCCAGCCAUACCCUCUCACAACUAGUCAGUUAAUCCCUAUAUCUGGGGAUUAAAUCACUGAUUGUGUUAAGACUCUUAUGUAACCCAAUCAUUUCUCCUUUGAACCUUCUUGUGUUGUCUCACACCAUGUGAGCUUUCGGGGACACCUCACAUCCAAACCAUAACAAGAUGUUAAUGAUUAUAUUUUAUUUUUUACCCAAAACUUUCCCAAUAUACGCAUAUGUGUUAGGGUCUGAAGAUCUCAGAGACAAGUUCAUCCAAAAACACUUUCACAGCAUAUUUUGGUAUCUGCAUUACUUUGCACAUUUUCAUGUUCCCAUAGUAUAAUAAAUAGUUGUGAAGUGAACAAAUGGAUCCUGUCUAUUCCAUCUUUAAUUCUUAAUAGUAGUAUUCUAGAAGGAUCUGGUCUGUGGAAAUUUAGAUUCUUUUUUCUUUUCUUACUGGAAGUGUUAAUUGAACUUGGCUUUAUCUAUUAUGAGAUUCAGGGCAUGGACCUCAAUGUAUGUGUGUGUGUGUGUG
This is a messenger RNA of Sciurus carolinensis (gray squirrel), 5276 nucleotides long. It is a transcript of the gene Ccdc82, whose product is annotated as coiled-coil domain containing 82. The record is from RefSeq and is a predicted model, not a curated record. The coding region runs from base 2211 to 3788 and encodes 525 amino acids. Lineage: Eukaryota; Metazoa; Chordata; Mammalia; Rodentia; Sciuridae. The transcript is spliced from 8 exons. Gene Ontology annotation, cellular component: nucleus.